Orbicella faveolata is the source of this 850-nucleotide messenger RNA. RefSeq lists its product as uncharacterized. The record is from RefSeq and is a predicted model, not a curated record. Lineage: Eukaryota; Metazoa; Cnidaria; Anthozoa; Scleractinia; Merulinidae.
GUCAAACGUCGACAUAAUUAAUAAGAUCCUCUAUUGCAAAUCACUUCUCAGCGCGCUCAGUAGAUCGAUUCGAGCUCUGACUAGAAGUUGCAGAAAUGGCCCGAUUUGUUGUUCUUCUUUUGGCCGCCGUUGUGUGCGUAAGCGCAAAAUCUCUCAAAGAAAAGAGAGGCGCAAUCCCUUGUGGAUACAGUUGCAUGGCUCCAAUGUGUGCUCCCACCUGCCCAACCUAUUGCUGUACGCCACCACCACCCCCACCACCACCUCCUCAACAGAUCCACCACACCACCCACAUCCACCACCACCAUGUCCACCACAUGGGUCCUCAGGCUCCAGCCAUGCCUGCUCCCCCUCAGCCAGCUCCUCCUCCCGCCACUGUCCAAAGCCAGCAGCACGUGUGGGAAUACCAACCACCACCACCACCAUGCCCCUGCCCAAUGCCUGCUCCUCCUCCAAUAGUUGUUCCUGCUCCUCCAUGUCCUCCACCAUGCCAACCAUCAUGCUGUGCCCCUGCUCCAGUCUGCCCACCAGCCUGCCCCCCUAUGUGCUGCAAGAAGCGAUCAGGAUAAAGCCUCAGCAAUGUACAUACGAGGACAAAGACUGCGUGAGCCAGAUGUUGUUAUAUUUGGGAUUGUUUCAAGGUGUAUCUUUAUGGCGUAGGCGGUGAACUUUGCUUUGCCUGGAAAACGACCGGAAGGAAAAACGUUGCGUUGACGUAAUAAUAACAUCUAUGUACGAACGUUUUGUAGAAUAUUUUACGUUCUAGUGACGAAUUUAUGUACUAGCUCCUUUAUGAACUUAAUGUUCCUGUCGGAAUUCGUGUAAUUAAAUAAAGUGUUGUUAAUGAGAAACA